AUGACCGAAGCGCCCGAUGAAAAGACAACGAGCGGCUUGGACUCCCCCGAUGGCAACUCACUCGACGCCGAGUCAAGCACCGUACGAAACGAUAGCAACAUGAAUAAUAAAGAAAACCGUUCUGUUAGCGAGACUCCCGGUAAUGAUGAACCGGAGGUUUACUCCGUCUUUUCUCCCCGGAUGAAGGUCAUCCUCGUCCUCAUGACCGUUUUCGCCACGCUGUUUUCGCCCUUCUCUUCUUUUAUCUACUUACCAGCUAUUACGCCCAUCGCGGAAUCAUACGGUCGCUCCAUUGCCGAUAUAAAUCUCACAGUAACCCUAUAUCAGGUUAUGCAAGCUAUCGCGCCGCUCUUCCUCGGUGAUCUCAGCGACCAGGUCGGCCGCCGUCCCGUUUACAUGCUCACGUUUGCUAUUUAUCUCGGCGCCAACAUCGGUCUGGCAUUACAACACAACUAUGCAGCGCUCAUGGUCCUGCGGGCUUUGCAGAGCACGGGGAGUAGUGCUACCGUUGCUAUUGGCAGUGCUGUUAUGGCCGACUUCACUACAAGCGCCGAUAGGGGCGGCUACAUCACAGCCGUGCAAGCGAGUGUCAUGUUCGCACCCGCUCUGGCUCCUGUUCUAGGCGGAAUAUUAACACAGUUCCUUGGCUGGCGUUCGACGUUUUGGUUUCUUGUUAUUGCCGCCGGUGUAUUUCUGCUUAUCUACAUCCCGUUCGUUCCUGAGACUGCUCGUAAUAUAGUCGGGAAUGGAUCUAUUCCCCCGCCACGACUGAAUAUGUCUUUGGCAUCUGCCUACCAAUGGCGUAAGAAGCGUCGCGACGUCGAAUCGCAGCCCGGCAAUUCAACUUUACCACAGCCGAAGAAGAUUCCAAGAAAGAUACCCAUACCCAAUGUGCUUGCCGCGGUGCUUAUAGUCUUUGAGAAAGACGUCGGCUCCCUCAUGCUCUUCAUGUCCUUGUUCGUCAUGGCUAACUACGCAAUGCUGGUUCCUCUGCAAGACGUCAUCCGCCGCCAGUAUAACUUUAACGAUCUGCAGGUUGGGUUGUGCUACAUCCCCUAUGCAGUGGGGUCAGUUCUCGGGGCUACCGUCGUCGGUAAACUAUUAAACUGGAACUAUACGCGAGUCGCCAAGAGCAUCGGAGUGUCGCCGGAUCGCAAACGGGGCGAUGAUAUGCGUAAAUUUCCUAUUGAGAGGGCUCGACUAGAUCUGAUGUGGCCGUGGACAAUUUUGGCCGUCGCUAUGAUCAUCGCGUGGGGAUGGGUCGUCGACUCAGGGACCAGCCUCGCUGCACCCCUGGUAGUCCUGUUCUUUGGUGGUGCUGGUUUAAGCGGUCCUGUGAGUAUCUUGACAACAUUGCUAGUUGAUCUCUAUCCCAUGAACCCUGGACGAGUCUCUUCUACAUUCAACUUGACGCGCGCCGCGCUCAGCGCCGUCGGGACUGCUGUGGUGCAGUACAUUAUCGAUGCUUGGGGUUAUGGUUUUACAUACCUCUUCAUGGGUUGUAUUGUGUUAGCGGCAAGUCCGUGCAUUAUAAUAGUAAGGAAUGGGGUCCUAAGUGGCGAGAGGAGAGAUACCAGCGCUUUGAGAAGAAAGAGAUUUUAUGAUUGA
This is a messenger RNA of Daldinia childiae, 1608 nucleotides long. Its product is annotated as Quinidine resistance protein 2. The transcript has 2 exons. Gene Ontology annotation, biological process: transmembrane transport. The coding region runs from base 1 to 1608 and encodes 535 amino acids. Gene Ontology annotation, cellular component: membrane. NCBI's taxonomy places the organism in Eukaryota, Fungi, Ascomycota, Sordariomycetes, Xylariales, Hypoxylaceae. Gene Ontology annotation, molecular function: transmembrane transporter activity. The record is from RefSeq and is a predicted model, not a curated record.